Messenger RNA from Neurospora tetraspora, 954 nucleotides. RefSeq lists its product as uncharacterized. The record is from RefSeq and is a predicted model, not a curated record. The coding region runs from base 200 to 784 and encodes 194 amino acids. Lineage: Eukaryota; Fungi; Ascomycota; Sordariomycetes; Sordariales; Sordariaceae. The transcript has a single exon.
GGUACUCCCAUCAUCAAUAACACAACACAAGGCCGGGGCACGCGGAUCAACAGAUGACAAAACAAGUCGUGCGAGACACAAAGUGAAAUCCACCGACGAUUUUUCCAAACACUAAUUUCCAGUGGAGACCACGCGGUCGGGACGGUGUACGAGGACGAGUAUCCGACAAUUGUAUUUCUCUCAAACACGGACGUGCAACAUGGUCCUGCCCUGGUCUUCUCUUUUUCUUCUCAUCAGUGGAUUCAUCAAUCCCCGAAUAUUCCGCACGUAUUCCACGGGUAUUCCACGGGUACCUCCGUAUCACUCUCGCUUCAUCGGUUCCCGACAUUCCACUUGCCGUCGUCUCCAACUUCCAAACACACGGCCGAAGAAAAAGGGUCAGUUCCCAAGAAAUUGGCCGGGAAUCUGCAUUGCUCGCUACACCACAGCAAGUGGCAGAUUACGUGAUGAUGACAAGAAAAAAGGGGGCCUCCACGGUCACCACCACCACCACUGGACGAGACGGACGCACUCAUCAAAAAAACAGCAAAGGGAAAUCGCGAAACCGAGCUUAUUCCGGAGCGGCGCCAAGCCUGUCUCGACCCCUUGGCCGGGGACCCCCCUAGAUCGGAUUCGACGGGAUGGACACCAGAUGGAGCGAAGAUGGAGCACUCUAAACACCAGCCAAGAAAUGCCUAGUCUCGGUCCGAGCUAUCCCAGGCGUUGCAAGCGUUGCAAGCGUUGCAAGCGUCGCAGCAAAAUACGAAAUAAAUGUAUACGUAGACCUAAACUAAUGCGUACGUAGACCCCCCCACAUUUUAUCGCUGAGUAAGCCUAGCCUAGCCGCCCAGCCGCGCCAGUAAAUGAGGCUACCAAAUUAAGACCUGCGCAUUAUUAGAUUUACGUCUUUUACGUAUUCUUUUUAUAUGAAAGUAUUUAGAGUUAUUAAUUUAGUUAAUUGUUUAUUGUUGAGAG